CCCUCACAAUAAAAGCGACGCCGAUCGUAUGGAUGCUUUACUUAGCAUUCCGAAUCACAUUUUGAGCGAUUCAUUUCUCUCCGAUUUUCAAUAGCGACAUGCUGUGCAGAUUUCAAGCACACCUUUACCUUAGCAAUAAAAAUUAAAUGCAGCAUGAGAGCAUCAGGGAGUACAGCACAUGACAUUCAAAGAAAAUGGAAAUUGCAGCCGAAUGAGGCUCGCAGAUCGGUGCUUAGCUUCGUUGUACGUCACAGCUGAUCAUCAUCGUGAGCUGUCAGCCAUUAUUUUCGAAAACACACCUUCCUCAACCUUUGAGUAACACAUUUCGAGUCUUUUUUUUCUCCGAGUAUCAGGACGAAACUUGGAACGAUUACAAAGUAACGGCCAUACCAAAUCAAUCCAUCACCGCACCUCAGAACUCAAUCAACAUGGCCGAAACACACCACUUCCACGCACACAAGCUCUUCAGCAUGAAGGGUCAAGUCGCCGUUGUCACAGGAGGUGGCUCCGGCAUUGGUUUGAUGACCACACAGGCUCUCGCCGCCAAUGGCGCAAAGGUCUACAUCGUCGGCAGAAACGUCGAGAAGCUCGAGACUGCAAGCAAGGAGCACGAACCCGACCACGGAGAGAUCAUUCCUAUUGGAAACAUCGAUGUCACCAAAAAGGCAGAUCUGGAGAAGUUGGUGAAGCAGAUUGAGGAGAAGGAGAAGUGCAUUCACCUUCUUGUCGCCAACGCAGGUGUACCUGGACCCAAGGCCGAGCCUGACAAGUCUGAGGCAGGAGAACUAAAGGAUAAGCUGUGGCAAGGAGAGUCUGUCGAAGAGUGGAAUGACACCUACUCGACCGACGUCACCUCGGUCUACUUCACGACUGUUGCCUUCCUCCCCUUGUUGCAGGCUGCUGUUGAACCCAAAGGUCCUGGAGAGCGUUUCAGUGCAUCCGUCAUCACCACCUCGUCCAUGAGUGGUAUCAUGCGUCAUGCCCAGGGCCACUUCGCCUACAACACAGCCAAGGGCGCAACAGUGCAUCUGACCAAGCUGAUGAGUUCCGAGUUCAUGAAGCUCGGCGUGAGAGUCAACAGCAUCGCACCUGGUUACUUCCCCAGCGAGAUGACAGCCAAGAGCUCCGACGACAGACAGAAGAGUGAUCUGCCAGACGAGAAGGUUGCCGACAAGGGCCACGUGCCUCAGAUGCGUGGUGGUCGCGACGAGGAGAUGGGCAUGGCCAUGCUCUUCCUCGCAAAGAACACCUAUAUUAACGGAGAGAUCAUUGCCGUUGACGGAGGUGUGCUGAACAUGGUCGCUGGCCGUUAAGCACGAAAGUGGGAGUCAGCGACGUUGACGAUACGGCUCCUUGUGACAAGCGGUCAUGAGACCGGUUCCGGAAAACAGCACUACAACGA
Molecule: messenger RNA, 1402 nt
Organism: Aureobasidium subglaciale EXF-2481
Lineage: Eukaryota; Fungi; Ascomycota; Dothideomycetes; Dothideales; Saccotheciaceae
Exons: 6
Coding region: 429-1313 (294 amino acids)
Source: RefSeq, a predicted model, not a curated record